AUGACGCUUACUCACCGCAACAUACUUGAUCUUGUCGUACUUUUCGUCUUCGCGGAGAUCCUGCCCCUGGCAGCAAUUCUUCUUCGCAGAUAUGGCCUUCGCCGGUCAGCCGGCUGGAUAUACAUGCUCGUACUUGCAGCACUGCGCAUCACAGGAAGCAUCACUGGCCUCACCAGUACCUCAGCAUCGGAUCCAAGGUCUCUUCUCGAGGCUUCAAUCAUCUGUUACAGCAUCGGACUUACACCAAUCCUGCUGUUGACACUCUCUUUUUUAAGAAAUGCCAACAACAAUGCACCAAAGCCCAUCCUGUCUAGCAUUCUCCUCAGACUGCCAGAUGUACCGAUCAUCGUUGCUCUCGCGUUAGCAAUUCUCGGCAGCACGAAAGUCAUGGGCACUGACACCAAGGAGCUCAAUACAGGCGUGGACUUUCUAAAGUACGCCUCCAUCAUCUUCGCAGCUACUCUGGCAGUCAUUGGACUUUUCAUCCUGCUCAUUGCCAGAGCGCGAGCGUCAUUGCCGGCCGCGGAUCGAAAACUCAUUACUAUCAUGUUCUUCACGUGGCCACUGAUGGCUGUCAAAGUGCUCUACGGCAUUUUGAGUGCAUUCGAGCGAGACAGCAAAGCGUUCAGCAGCACUUCCAACGAUAUCGUCUCGAUCGUGGUGCAGGUCGCAAUGUCACUCUUGCCUGAAGCACUGAUUGCAUACAUGUAUGUCGUGACGGGAUUUUUUGCUGCGAAGGAGGAAAGGGUGUAUGCCUACCACGGCUAG
This is a messenger RNA of Cyphellophora attinorum, 768 nucleotides long. RefSeq lists its product as uncharacterized. Lineage: Eukaryota; Fungi; Ascomycota; Eurotiomycetes; Chaetothyriales; Cyphellophoraceae. The coding region runs from base 1 to 768 and encodes 255 amino acids. The transcript has a single exon. The record is from RefSeq and is a predicted model, not a curated record.